AUGCCAAAGCUGCUUUCCUGCAGCCCCAAAGAUACCGAUUUCAUCGGAAUUAAAGAGUACCUCGCGUCGACGCCGGUGGACUAUGCUCUGGAGGACAGUCCCGUUCUAUAUGUGGUGAGUGACGGGAACAUGUCGGGGCUGGCCAGCGGGCCGGCGAGAUUGUGGGUUGCGUCGAACGGGCUGCACUUCUGGCCAGCCGCCGGAGGCCGCCAGGGCUUCACUGUGGAUCUGGAUGAAGUCAAUUUGCACGCGAUUCAGACCGAGCCGCCUGCUCUGUAUCUGCAGGUGCAGGGCGAACAGGACUACGAUUUUUCCGACCUCAAGUUCGCUGCGCAGGUGCCGGUGUCCCGGCUGUACGAGGCCGUCUCAGCGUGUAUUGAGACAUUCACACCGACCAAAGCCGCCGCAGAAGACCACCAGCUCAGCGGUGCGGACGUCAAUGUGCCAUUGCCGGACCUCAAAUCCGGCCAGGCUGACGACGAGGUCUACUACACAUACAACUACGAGGGCGCAGCCGCCGCGGACGUCGACGUGGGCGGGGAGGGCCGACUAGGCAAGAGCCGCCGACGCAGCGACUCGAUGGAGUCUGAACGAACUCGAAAACAACCUCGUGACUAA
This is a messenger RNA of Wickerhamiella sorbophila, 618 nucleotides long. RefSeq lists its product as hypothetical. The coding region runs from base 1 to 618 and encodes 205 amino acids. The record is from RefSeq and is a predicted model, not a curated record. The transcript has a single exon. Lineage: Eukaryota; Fungi; Ascomycota; Dipodascomycetes; Dipodascales; Trichomonascaceae.